ACACUGCCGUUAUAUCAUUGUGUUUUAUAAAUAAUAAUGUUGCGGCAAUUUCUGUUCAGCACAGCAUCGCGUCGGUUGGUGCGGCCCAUGAUUGCCCCACACCGCUCGGCCAGUAGCAGCCUCGACAAAACUGAGUUUACAACUCCGUCGCAGAUAGUCGACUACGAUGAUCCCCCGCAUUUGCCUGUGCCUGAGUAUCCACUCCGACCCGACGAGCCCCUCGAGACUCGCAAGCAGCGGCUGCUGUAUCAGAGUCGGAAGCGUGGCAUGCUCGAGAAUGAUCUGCUCCUCAGCACGUUUGUGGCCAAGCAUCUGAGGGACUUCUCCGCCGCCCAGACAGCCCAGUACGACGACCUCAUUAACGGCGUGAGCAACGACUGGGACAUAUUCUAUUGGGCCACCGAAACGAAGCCCACACCGCCCCAGUAUGAUACGGAGAUAAUGCGAAUGCUAAAGCAGCAUGUGAAGAACGAGGAGCGCGUGCAGCGCAUAAGACAGCCCGACUUGUAGGAGCGUCGGGUAUCUAUGAUGUCAACCCAGAUAUUUCAAUCGCAUUUCACACGGGAAAAUCUUAUGUAUUCGGUUUUAGCACAUUAUAAAUAUAUGUAUUUGUUGGUUUAACUUAA
This is a messenger RNA of Drosophila persimilis, 626 nucleotides long. RefSeq names its product succinate dehydrogenase assembly factor 2-B, mitochondrial. The record is from RefSeq and is a predicted model, not a curated record. Gene Ontology annotation, cellular component: mitochondrion. Gene Ontology annotation, biological process: mitochondrial respiratory chain complex II assembly; tricarboxylic acid cycle; protein-FAD linkage. The transcript has 3 exons. Lineage: Eukaryota; Metazoa; Arthropoda; Insecta; Diptera; Drosophilidae. The coding region runs from base 37 to 510 and encodes 157 amino acids.